CACCUGGCUCAGGUGGCGGCUAUAAAGUCCAUCCUCCGGGUGUGCAGGGCCCACAGUGACUCCUCUCCUCCGCUCUCAGCAGAACCGAACCACCAUGAGCAUCGCGCGCUUCUCCACCUACUCCUUGUCCUCCGUGCCCAGCGCCAGGGCCACCCCGCGGGGCACCAGCGUCUACGGCGGCGCGGGCGGCCGCAACGUCCGGGUGUCGUACGCCUCCAACGGCCUGGGCUCCGGGUUYGACCUGGCCCAGGCUCUCGGCGGCGGCGGCGGGGGGGACAGCAGCAUGUCGGUGUCCGGCAACGAGAAGGCCACCAUGCAGAACCUGAACGACCGCCUGGCGACCUACCUGGACAAGGUGCGCUCCCUGGAGUCCGCCAACACCAAGCUGGAGCGUCAGAUCCGGGAGUGGUACGACAAGCAGACCCCCACCGUGAGGGACUACAGCAAGUACCAGGCCAUCAUCGACGACCUGCGCAAAAAGAUCAGCGCCGCCACCACACAGAACACCACCCUGAUGCUGCAGAUCGACAACGCCCGGCUGGCAGGGGAGGACUUCAAACUCAAGUUUGAGACGGAGCUGGCGGCUCGCAUGGCGGUGGAGGGGGACAUCGCCGGGCUGCGCCGGCUUCUGGACGACCUGACGAUGACCCGGUCCGACCUGGAGAUGCAGGUCGAGGGCCUGAAAGAGGAGCUGGUCUUCAUGAGGAAGAACCACGAAGAGGAGCUGGCGGCGCAGCGCAGCCUCAUGUCCAGCAGCUCUGUGAACGUGGAGGUGGACGCCAAGCCUCAGGAGGACCUGAACCAGGUCCUGGAGGAGAUCAGGUCUCAGUACGAGUCCAUCACCGAGAAGAACCGCCGGGAAAUGGAGGCUUGGUACAAAGGCAAGUUUGACGACCUGAACAAGGCGAUGGCGAGCAGCACGGAGACGCUGCAGACGUCUCGCACUGAGAUCAACGACCUGAAGAGGUUGCUGCAGAGUCUGCAGAUCGAGCUGCAGUCCCAGAACAGCCUGAAAUCCGCCUCGGAGGGAACGCUGGUCGAGACGGAGUCCCGUUUCGCUCUGCAGCUCCGGCAGCUCCAGAUGAUGGUGGACAGUCUGGAGGAGGAGCUCAGCCAGGUGAAGGCCGACGUCGUGCGUCAGUCCAGUGAGUACCAGAUGCUGCUGGACAUCAAGACCCGGCUGGAGCUGGAGAUCGCAGAGUACCGCCGGCUGCUGGAAGGAGAGCUCAACACGAAAACCACUAAGGUUGAGGUGAAAGAAGAAAAACGUAAACCAGUUAUCACUCAGAGGACGAAGGUGGUGAUCGAGGAACUCAUCGAUGGAAAGGUAGUUUCCCGCACGGAAGACGUGGACACUGAGGUCCUCAACAAGUAGGCGGAGCCAAAUGAUCCAGAAGAACCCGGUCUUUGUGUAAAUAAGCUUCUUACUAAAACCAGAAACAAGAAAUAUUUAUCUUCCAGGUUUGGAUGUUCUGUCAGAACUUGUUCUGAUUUAUUGAAUUUUUAAUUUUUAAAAACUUGCUUUUAAUAUGGUCGUUAAAAUUACUAAAAGAAAACAUUCAUUGUCAAUUUUUUUUAAUAUUAGACUCAAACCAAUAAAUUUUACCUCAAGCCUU
Molecule: messenger RNA, 1616 nt
Organism: Austrofundulus limnaeus
Lineage: Eukaryota; Metazoa; Chordata; Actinopteri; Cyprinodontiformes; Rivulidae
Product: keratin, type I cytoskeletal 13
Cellular component (GO): cytoskeleton
Molecular function (GO): structural molecule activity
Source: RefSeq, a predicted model, not a curated record